Molecule: messenger RNA, 2350 nt
Organism: Chondrus crispus (carragheen)
Lineage: Eukaryota; Rhodophyta; Florideophyceae; Gigartinales; Gigartinaceae
Exons: 2
Coding region: 1-819 (272 amino acids)
Source: RefSeq, a predicted model, not a curated record
AUGAACAGUUCAAGCUCGGCAGUUACACAGAACAACAGAACAUAUGAGUGCCCAGUUUGUGAGAAAGAAUAUUCAAACAAGGUUGUGUUUGGUAAUCACAUCAACAGAGCACAUAACGGAUCUAUCGUUCAACAUGACGAUAACUGGCCACCACCGUCGCUACUUGGCACUGUUAUCCCAGUUGAUAAACCGUUGGGCUUAUCGACAUCUGCUCCCGCAAAUCUUAACCCCGCAUUUGUCAGUUGCGCGGUCAUCGACGAACGCAGUGGCGAUAAAUCACCGCCACAGGCGAACGAUGCCGACUAUGAUUGCUCCUCUCUCGAUAUUGCGAUAUUCGCUGACGGAAAACAGUAUCUGCAUGCUACUAAUGACUUCCAUGAAGAAGAUAACGCGGAGCAAGGGAGACCGUGGAGUGGAAAUUCAGAACGUGGUGAAGUGGCCUGCGGGGUUUACAACUACUACGCCUCGUUCAGAGACGCAUCCGAGAAGUUAUAUCCAAGCGUACCCCCAUCCUUCCGUUCUUUGAAAGACCUCGAUCCAGCAGUAAAGGCUGUACUGGAGUAUUGCACAGCUGCCCACCUGACCCUGAGUGAAUCGCGGUGUUUGUUUAAUCUCCUGGCAUUUCUAGAAUCAAGUUACCCAAACGCCCAGAGGAAACUCUCCAUUCAGUUCGACAACGCGGAUCGGUUUUCAACCUACCUUGACAAAGCAAAGAAGCACAUAGUCGCACUUGAGGGCUGGAGGACGUCCGUCAUACAUUCUGACCACGGUAUCAACAAGACGGGCGUAUUUCGACCAGUUUUCGACUUAUUGAUAUAGGAGAUUAAAGAAGCAGGGGGAAUUGAUUCAGUUUUGCCAUUUGAGGAAGACUGUACGACAGGUGUGAGGCGGUUCUCAGCACCAUGGAAUUCGAAAGCAAUGGAGGACUACACCAAAGAAGUAAGCAGUGAUUCAAGAAUUCUUAUGAUAGAUAUCUACAGCGACGGCACUACGUUAAGUAGCUCAGGCACGCAAAGUGCCAACAACAUGAGGGUGAGAUUCGCUAAUUUGACGUACAGACGUCUGGCACGAGGUUGGAAUUGUCCCGACUCCGAAGUUUGGCAACAUAGAGAAGCGGCCGUCUGAUGACGCUGUAAAAAAGGAAAAAGUUCAGCUGUGGCAUCGCUUCACGUUUCUGGUAUUGAGGGAAGCACUGUUGAGGUCUCAUGCCGGUACUACUGUUGAUGGUGUCAAGGUUUUCCCCCGAUUGGGUAUGAACGUCGCCGACCAAGUGCAGGAGAGGCCGACGUGUGGUCUGAAAGGACAUGACAGCUUUUGUGAUUGUACGCACUGCACAAUGCCUUCCCGAUUGAAAAAGCGAAAGCGAGCUUUCCAAGCACCACUAGACGAAUCUAGAACAGAAAGUGAACAACAAUCUGCAACAUCCUUUCUAUCUUAUAAUGAAAGUGAGACUUUCAUACGUGAAUCUGAGAGCGCAGCCACAUGUGAAAAUAUCUGGACAACCCAGACUGCUCCCACGUCCUAUCCGGGACGAGAUGUCUACAGAACUGUGACAAACCAGCUAUUGCUUGCCAAAAACCGUUCAAUACAGAGAGACGUAUCGUCUGUUCCACUCCUGAAAGAGGCAACAGAGUAUCUUUGCAAUGUGAGCGCACUUGCCUUUCCACCCGUUCUUGCCGCUUUUGCGGGGGCUGGGUCGAAUCCAUUCCGGUUGUACGCUUCCGUCGCAUUCGAUAAGCUCCAUGUGAUAGAGCACGGGAUACUAAGACAGGUCACGGACGACGCAUUCAACGUAUUUGACUCGGCACCGCAAUACAACGGCAUGACAAAGGGAAAAAUUGUCUCCAUUGCCCAUCAAAGAGUACAGGACCUACCGAGAUCAUGCCAGCUACCGAGGAUUGAGCCUUUUAGAAAGCGAGCGAAUGAAAGACAUGCGGGUGUUACCGGAAAAAUACGGCGUGAGAUGGCUCCCUUUCUGUGGUAUUCUGUGAUGGGUAUUCCGCAAAGUAUUAAUCCGGAUGACGACCCUUUCGUGCAGUUGCUUCUCAUGAUAGACUUUUUGCAACGCAAACUUCUUGGUACUAACCAGAAGCCUGAAGUUGCCAGCAAGACGAGGGAAGAUAUCAGUGACAUAGCAAGGCUGGGAUAUGAAGUUGGAAAAAAGGCAGCGACUGUACGGAAUUGUGCAGUAAACACAAAGUUACACAGAAUAAUGAGGCACAUAUCAGACCACAACCUGGAUUUCGGAUGUUUUAGGAAAGGGGCCACUGACGGCAAUGAGACACUUCACAAAGCAACAAAGUUAGCGUAUCGCUCGACAAACAAGCAGCUGUCUAAAAUUGCCCCCCAA